AUGUCCUUGGCUGAUGCUCUCAAGAGUAUCAACAAUGCUGAAAAGAGAGGCAAAUGCCAGGUUCUUAUCAGGCCGUGCUCCAAAGUCUUCAUCCCGUUUCUAACUGUGAUGAUGAAGCAUCAGUACACUGACGAAUUUGAAAUUAUUGAUGACCACAGAGCUGGGAAAAUUGUUGUGAACCUCACCAGCGGGUUGAAAAAGUGUGGCGUAAUCAGCCCCAGAUUUGAUGUGCAACUCAAAGAUCUAGACAAAUGGCAAAACAACCUGCUUCCAUCCCAUCAAUUUGGUUUCAUUGUACUGACAAUGGGCAUCAUGGAUCAUGAAGAAGCAAAAUGA
Messenger RNA from Phyllostomus hastatus (greater spear-nosed bat), 336 nucleotides. RefSeq names its product 40S ribosomal protein S15a-like. The record is from RefSeq and is a predicted model, not a curated record. Bases 1 to 336 code for a protein of 111 amino acids. Gene Ontology annotation, cellular component: ribosome; cytosolic small ribosomal subunit. Gene Ontology annotation, biological process: translation. The transcript has a single exon. Gene Ontology annotation, molecular function: structural constituent of ribosome. NCBI's taxonomy places the organism in Eukaryota, Metazoa, Chordata, Mammalia, Chiroptera, Phyllostomidae.